AUGCAAGCCAAUCAGAAGCUCUGCAUUGCUAUCUUCGGCCCUACUGCGUCCGGAAAGACUAAGCUGGGCGUUGCCAUUGCAAAGGCCUUUCCGAGCGAGGUCAUCUCCGUGGAUAGCUUACAGUGUUACAAGGCAGGAAGCAUUCUCACCGCCAAGCCUACCGUUCAAGAGAUAGAUGAUGUUCCUCAUCACAUGGUCGAUUACCUUGAGGCUGAUGAGGAACCUCAUGACUUUGUGGACAUGGCUGCAGAUAAGAUGGAGGAAGUCACAAAUCGAGGGAAACUCCCCAUUCUUGUCGGCGGCUCAACAUCUCUCGCAAUACCCUUGCUGCAUGAGGCACUUAAGCGUCAGUAUCGGUUCAUUGCAGCAACCUUGAUACCACGUCAAUCUGCAUACUGGCAGUUCAUCCAAGUUAGAGCCAGCGAGAUGCUCGAGAGGGGUCUCCUUGUCGAACUCGAGGAGCUGAGAGAUCUUCAGCAGAGUUUGCUUGAUGACAACGCAUGCUUUCAUAAGGGCGUGUGGAAGGCCAUAGGGUACCAAGAGUUCUAUCCAUAUCUCGAAGCAGACAUGUCAUGCAGCGCCCGUCAGUCGUCAUUCCAGAGGGGUCUCGCACUCAUGAACGCCAACACUUUGCAGUACGGCUUCCAUCAGCUCGAGUGGAUACGUUCCAUCCUGAACCCUUUCCUUCAACAAGCUGGUGUAGUAUGCAUGAGCCUCCCUGUCACUAACAAGGCUUCCUGGACGUUGGAUGUUGAGAUACCUGCCAUAUCCAUGCUCAACGAGCUUUGCUACAGCUUUCGAACUAUCAGACUCUCCAACAACGGCACAUUGAACUCGAACUCCAAGUCUCGAGUCGUUUCUCUAUUUGGCGGAUCUUCGUCGGGUAAUGAUCCGAAGCACAUCCAGGCUGCCAAGAAUCUGGCUUUUGCUCUGCACAGUAAUAACUACAAGCUCGUCUACGGCGGUGGAACCACUGGGAUCAUGGGCGCCAUUGCCAGCACUCUGGUUCAGCUCUCGGGCCCAAGUGCCGUCCAGGGCAUCAUUCCCGUCGCGCUCGCAAAGUACGAAGAGAAACUCACAAAGAAAAAUGCAGAUCCGUCAAAGUUCGGAAGCCGGACCGUUGUGAAGGACAUGCACACACGCAAGAGACUCAUGAUCGACGCAGUCAUUGGCGGUGCCCCUGGUAGCGGCUUUGUCGCUCUUAGCGGCGGAUAUGGCACUUUAGAGGAACUCCUUGAAACGACGACUUGGUGCCAGCUCGGUAUACACCAGUGCGGUAUCUGUGUCUUUGACGUGUGCGGGUUCUACAAGGGCUUGCUAGAUUGGGUUGAUCAAGCUGCACAGGCAGGGUUUGUUGGCACAGAGGAUGUUGAUAUUCUGAGAAUUGCAACGACAGCCGAGGAAGUCAUUGGAUAUCUCGGUAGUCAAAAUGGGCGUUAUUCGCGAAUGGGUGAGCUUGAGUGGGAUUAG
Molecule: messenger RNA, 1470 nt
Organism: Fusarium odoratissimum NRRL 54006
Lineage: Eukaryota; Fungi; Ascomycota; Sordariomycetes; Hypocreales; Nectriaceae
Exons: 2
Coding region: 1-1470 (489 amino acids)
Biological process (GO): cytokinin biosynthetic process
Cellular component (GO): cytosol
Molecular function (GO): hydrolase activity, hydrolyzing N-glycosyl compounds
Source: RefSeq, a predicted model, not a curated record